AUGCCAGGCCUUGGACCGGUGUUUUUAGAGGCUUGCAUGUGCGGUAUUGCAUCUUCAUCUUCUCCUCAGCCUGAGGAUUGCGGCAUUAGGAAGAGCUUUGCGUAUCAGAAGCUGCCUCAGCAGCUUCUCAGGCUGUCUGUCCUCAAACUGGAUGGUUCUUGUUUCGAGAUCCAAGUUCCCAAGGGUGCCUCCAUUGCAGAACUGAAAGAGGCAGUGGUGAAGGCCUUUGGACAGACUCAAGAGGAGGAACAAACUAAGAUAUCAUGGUCGCUUGUGUGGCUUCAUUUUUGCUUGUGUUAUAAAAGAUGGAAGCUCUUUGAUGACAAGAUGUAUAUUCGAGAUUUUCGGAUCAAGGACGGGGAUCAGCUCCAAUUUGUCCGCCACUUGUCAGUUAACUACAACCUGGAUAUGGAAGAUUAA
Molecule: messenger RNA, 420 nt
Organism: Vitis vinifera (wine grape)
Lineage: Eukaryota; Viridiplantae; Streptophyta; Magnoliopsida; Vitales; Vitaceae
Exons: 4
Coding region: 1-420 (139 amino acids)
Biological process (GO): mRNA splicing, via spliceosome
Cellular component (GO): U12-type spliceosomal complex
Source: RefSeq, a predicted model, not a curated record